Messenger RNA from Syngnathus acus (greater pipefish), 2539 nucleotides. It is a transcript of the gene agfg1a, whose product is annotated as ArfGAP with FG repeats 1a. Gene Ontology annotation, molecular function: GTPase activator activity. Lineage: Eukaryota; Metazoa; Chordata; Actinopteri; Syngnathiformes; Syngnathidae. The transcript is spliced from 14 exons. The record is from RefSeq and is a predicted model, not a curated record. The coding region runs from base 159 to 1931 and encodes 590 amino acids.
GUCGUGAGGCCGCCCUGUCAUUGACGGAGACGCCCACCUUGCCCUCCUUACCCGUCUGCCUGCUAGACGGGUCGGCUACCUUUAUAAAACACGUACCUUCUUUUUUUUAUUCAAACAUCAGGUCAUCUAUUUUUUGUGGUUGCUGUGUCGACAUAACUAUGGCGGCGAGUGCGAAACGAAAGCAAGAGGAGAAACACCUGAAGAUGCUGAGGGAAAUGACGAGUUUGCCUGCUAACAGAAAGUGCUUUGACUGUGACCAGCGCGGCCCGACCUACGCCAACAUGACGGUGGGCUCCUUCGUGUGUACCUCCUGCUCCGGCAUUCUACGGGGGCUGAAUCCACCCAACAGAGUCAAGUCCAUCUCCAUGACAACCUUCACACAACAGGAAAUAGAAUUUCUACAGAAAAACGGCAAUGAGGUAUGUCGACAGAUCUGGCUGGGCCUUCAUGAUGGGAAAACCUUAUCAGCACCCGAUUUCAGAGAACCACAGAAAGUCAAGGAGUUUCUUCAAGAAAAAUAUGAAAAAAAGAGAUGGUAUGUACCUCCUGACCAAGCCAAAGUGGUGGCAUCUGUCCACGCGUCUAUCUCUGGAUCUUCAAACAGCAGCACCAGCAGCACUCCAGAGGUUCGACCGCUUAAAUCCCUCCUCGGUGACUCUGCUCUGACUCUCCAUCUCAACAAGAACACACCACCUAAUCAGUCUCCAGUGAUCGGACGUGGGCCGACCCAUCAACAGCAUGACAAGAAGUUUGACCUCCUCAGUGACCUGGGUGGCGACAUCUUUGCUGCUCCACCAAAAAUGAAUGCAGGCGCCGGCUCAAGUUUUGCAAACUUUGCACAUUUCAACAGCCACACAACGGCACCGAAUCCCAACACAAAUGCAGACUUUGCUAAUUUUGAUGCGUUUGCGAGCACUCCUGGGUCUGUGGGUGGUUUCCCUUCAUCAGCCCAAGCCCACUUGCAAGCCUCAAGCACAGCAUUCACUGUCCUCUCAUCCAGCCGCAGCACAUGUGAGUUAGCAACUGCUCUGCCUCUCCAGGUUGCUUUCAGUAGUGCCUCAGGGGGACUAGCAAAUGCCAGUUUUGCAAAUUUUGACAACUUCCCCAAAUCAUGUAGUGCUGACUUUGGAUCCUUCAGUUCGUCCUCCACAGGAGCAGUCAGGGACACGGUACAGAGUACCGGUGUCCCUGCCGAUAAAUACGCAGCCCUCGCUGACCUGGAUAACGUGUUUAGCUCUGGCAAAACAGAGCAAGGGGGCGCUGUUCCUGCCGGGGUGAGUUCGGUUUCUGCAGUGUCUCAUAACCAACCGGCCCGGGUUACAGGAGGGGACCGCUAUGCUGCUUUAGUUGAACUGGAAACCGUUUUUGGCCCUCCAGCUCCCAACGCUGGUGUUUGCAAUAACAGUCGCACACAGGGGGUUUCAUUUAAUCCAGAGACUGGAGUCUGCACAAGCCAAGCACAACAAGUACUACCUGGUAUGGCUCAGCCUCCAACCUUUGGGGCAGCCCAGCCAAAUAAUCCCUUUGCGGCUGCUGGUGCCUCAACCGCACCCACCAACCCAUUCCAGACCAACGGCAGAGCUGCCAGUGCGGCGGCGGCAGCCGCUGCAGCAGCAGCAGCAGCCUCAUUUGGCACCGCCUCCAUGAGCAUGCCUGCUGGAUUUGGAAACACGGCAGCCUACAAUCUCCCUACAAGCUAUAGUGGAACCUUCCAGCAGCCUUUCCCUGGCCAGGUGCCCUAUUCGCAGCCUCCACCGUAUCCCCAGCAACUCAAUGGUGGAGGAUUUCCAGUCUAUGGCCAGGGCAAGCCAGUGGUGACACCUUUUGGGCAGGCAAUGGCUGGACAAAUGGUCUCCAAUAACCCUUUUCUGGGUGCGGGGCCGCCGCCGCAAUAUCCAACAGGAGGCUCGUCGACGAAUCCUUUCUUAUAGCAUUCUAUCAUAUCAGCUUCUCUUCAGGGGUCUACUGAUGCCGCUUGCACCUAUUUCACUGUUUGGUUUCACAGGUAGCUUUAAAACACAAUGUUUGUAUAGAUUUGUAUUGCAGGUUGACACAAAUUGACCGUUCUGAAGCGUGACAGUCGUGACACUGUUUGUAGUGAUAAAAUAAUGUGAGUGCAGAGCGAGAGGUUGAUCCUCACCCCGUUGAAUUUGUGAAGGGCUCAUCAAGCCGGCUGAAAAGUAUGGGUUUGCGAGACUUGUCAAUCUUUACGUUCAAACUCUGUGAAUAUUGUUUUCUUCAGCAAAUCCACUCUUUGCGCAUAUCAGUAUUUGGACAAAAUUUAUUAUAACGAAACUAUUGCUUGGAAAUGCCAAUGGGUACUGCCAUCUCCAUUGUUUAUUUGUGCAGAAUACUUUUCGGUGAACCGGACAAAUAUUGCAUGUACUCUUGACAAUAAGUGAAGAGAGAAAGAAUGCUGCAAUGCUCUCUGCCAGGCCACGCUCGCACAAAAGAGGCCUGGCUCGCGAUGUCAUCCAUGUCAAUAUGGCAUAUGAACUGACAACCACUUUCAUUGCGUAUAAAGACAAUUUUAAUUUAA